UUAAUAAAUCUAUUAGUGUGUAAUGUGCAUGUUUUACAUGUGAAAAAACAAGAAUAUCGUAUUAUUUAAACAAAAUUAUAUAGAAUAAAAGCUUUCUUUCUUAUUUUUUUAAAGAAUUGGACCUUAAAAGUGACUAAAACAAAGUGCGUAACGAAUAAAAAGUGACUUCGAUAAAUAUUUUGUAUCGGUUGAAAAACGCAAGUAAAUUUUGAUGUGUGUUGAUGUGUAAUGGGACCCAUAAUGAACUGUUAUCGGAUGCACAUUUUUCGAUAAAAUUCCGUGGAAAAGAUAAGGAAAGAUGUUAUCACACGCGAACAUCGACAAACAGGAACUAGUGGAAGAGGAGCCUUACUCGUAUGACCAAGCUAAAAAAGUAAAAUGGUAUUACUACAUAUUGCUGAACCGGCCGAUAAAGGUGAUCCUGGCGGUCAUUUUGUUAGGAAUCUUAGUUCCUAUACUUCUGUACCAGUUCGUGUACGUCAGCAGCGGAGACUGGCCUCCCCUGGAUGGGUAUUCCACUGGCACUUGUCUUCUGAACAGAUUCGCAAGAAUUCCAUGCGGAAACGGGUCCAUGGAACAAAGCAACUGCCAUUCCCAAUGCUGUUAUGACCUUAACACGAAUUUCUGCUUCCAUAGAUUCCCGUCAAGGUUCUCUUACAUCCUCAAUCAUCAGUGGAGUGAGAACACCAUACUUGUACCCAGAAUCCCUACCGUUCCAUUCAAGAACUUACCUAGUAUACCUGGAAUUAAAAUUGCUGUAGACGAAAUAUCUUCCACCCAUCUCUCUUUCACUUUUUACGAUCAGACUAUAAUGGAUUUGACAGGUUCUAAAUUAGAAAACAAAAGUUACGAUUAUACACUGUCAGCUCAAGAAUUGAGUGUCACCGUGAACAGCGAUCAAGGGAUAAUAUUUAGCACAGCGAGAGGGCCAUUAAUAGCAUCCGACGGAAUUUGGGAGAUCGCUUUUAGAUUGACAAACGAAACGAUGUACGGUCUUGGGGAAAUACCAUUACUUGAAGGGACAUCUAAAGUUAUAUAUAAUUAUGACGGUGGAUUGAGUUCUGUACCAUUGAUCUUUGCGAAAUCUAACGGCUCCUACCACGGUUUGCUGGUCGAUGUAAAAGAGCCAUCGGAAAUGAUCGUUGGAGGGGAAAAUCAGAUGCUCUUAAGGAGUUUAACAAGCCGAGGCCUGAAAUUUCACUUGUUUGUGGGCCCUGAACCUUCCGAUGUAAUGAAGGAUGUGAGGAAAUUAUUAGGGUCGAAUUCGCAGUUGGAAUAUUGGAUGCUUGGAGCGCAUGUUUGCAAUGAAAUAGAAUCAUCACCAUCCGAAGCCUUCCAACACCUAACGAACUUCACAGCCGCAGCCACUCAGGCGCAAGUUCCAUACGACAGCCACUGCGGGACUUCCCCCAUUGUUUUGGAGAACAAAUGCGGUGCACAGACAUACAUAGACGAAGGCGGUAGAUUAGUGAAGAACGCCAAUAAAAGAUUUACACCGCAUUUGUCACCUUACAUACGUUAUACUGAAGAAAAUACAUCCAAUUCAGAGACCACUACAGAAACGACUGAAUCACGGAUUGAAGAAACCACAUUACCUGGUGAAGAAGAUGAAGAAUGUGCAGAUCUAGCCGUAGAUUUCGAAGAAUACAUGAUCCGAAAUCAUGCCGGGAAAAUCUAUAAAGGAAUGGUUGAGAAACAUAGCGUUAUUUACCCGACUUACAGAAAUGUUAGUCAUGAGUUUAUAAAGAAUUGGUGGCAGUAUAAUGAGACCCUGGAUGGAAUAUUUUUGGAAAACACUUGGCCUUUGGAUGAAGCUGUCAAAAAUCAUAGUUAUGCUUAUUCGGCUCUGCCAUAUUACAAUCAGCACUUCGAAACAGCAUUCGACAAAACGCUACUCUGGAACACUUCUCUGCCCGACGGUACCAUGUACUUCCACGAACACAACGCAUUCUCCAAUCACUUCGUAGACGCCGUGAAGUUAGCUUCAGACGGCAUCCCCACUUGGACCGCCAGCCAAUGGCAGAACGGCGACGUCAUGAUCCAUAGACAAAACGUCGAGACCUCUUGGUCGAAUUUGAAUAAAGAACUGAUUCAAGCCGCGUUGGGAGGAAUAUCAGGCCAUUGGCUUUGGUCAUCGCCAAUUUGCGGAGACACUUUCAACUAUAAUAGUACAACGCAAAGGGAGCUCUGCUUAAAAUGGUAUUUAGCCUCAACUUUCAUGCCUAUGAUCAAAAUUCACUCGAAAGGCGUGGAAAGACACCCGUUAUCUUUCGAGGGGAUCGAGAGGACAGUAGCUAUAAAUUCUUUGAGAAACAGACUGACUUUGAUGCCGUAUUUCUUCACGGUACUCCAAGAAGGUCCGUUAUUAAGGCCAAUGUUUUACCAAUUCCCCAAAUCGGAGCGACUAGCGAUUCUUACAAGUCAGUACAGUGUGGGUGAAGAUUUACUGAUGGUUCCAAAUUUGCUGCCGAAUCAAGGUCACGUGCACGUAAGAGUUCCACCAGGGACCUGGUUCGAACUCUGGGGCGGGUCACAGCUGGUCGGAGAAGAAGGUGAAGCGGUCACCAUGACCGACACGACACGGGAUAUUUUGACUUUCAUCAGAGCUGGUUCGAUAAUUGUAAUGCAAAAAAAUCCAAGUGUGACAGCGGAAUUGACUCGGCAACAAGCCUUCAUAUCACUGACGAUUGCACUCGACCACCAAAUCCUCAAUGAAACAGAUCACGAAAACAUCACUACAUCAAUAGACUCAUAUCAGGCAUCAGGAAAAUUGUAUAUAACAGAAAACCUGACUAUAUCCUUCGAAGCUAACGAAGAAAGACUACUAGCGACAUCUCUUGGCGAUGAUUUCGAUCCAUUGUGUGGUUUGACAGCGGUGUCCAACCGUUUCGUAACGGAACUAAAGAUUUUCGGACUACCCUCCGAAAGGAAUAAUUACGAUAAUUACAGACUGAUUUCGUCUGUAAUUAUUUUGUGUAAUUUACAAACGCAGCCGGAGAUUACGUUUGUUUAUACUUAAAAUAAUAUACAUAUUUGAAAUAAAACUGAUAAUUUAUUUCUUAAUUUAUACAAAUUAGUUUUACCAAGAAUGAUUUUUUUUUUUAUAAGAAU
Molecule: messenger RNA, 3111 nt
Organism: Amyelois transitella
Lineage: Eukaryota; Metazoa; Arthropoda; Insecta; Lepidoptera; Pyralidae
Product: lysosomal alpha-glucosidase-like
Exons: 7
Coding region: 299-3019 (906 amino acids)
Biological process (GO): N-glycan processing; carbohydrate metabolic process
Molecular function (GO): carbohydrate binding; alpha-glucosidase activity
Source: RefSeq, a predicted model, not a curated record